AUGACAUAUUCACAACACCUAAAGUCAAUUACACCAAAAGCCACAUCGAUUCCAAAAGAUACGACUUUAGAGGAGACUCCAAGAACCAUGAAAUUAACAACUUCAAAAAGACGAGGAAAAAAUCAUGAAGAAAGCUAUAAUGCUACAAAAAUUAAAGCAAAAGUGAACAGGAAAUGGGGAAACAGCACACUAUUAGAAGCAGCGCUACCUUUUAUCGGAAGGGAUAGGAUUAUGAAGGAAGUGCAAGUAAUGUUGCGAUGUAAAAAAGUACCAAAAAAAGCCAAACAUUUGUUAAGAAGUGCAUUUAAUAAGGGGAAAGGUGAAUGUGUCGGGAAAGAGAGAUAUGUUAGAGAUAAGGGUUAUGUUGUGGAAGGGGUAUGUUGGGAAAAGGGAAAAGGAGUUAUAGCAAGGAAGAAAUAUGUCGGAGAGUGGAUAAAUCGUCGGCGAAAUGCGCACCACCCGGAUAAAUCAGGGAAGUGGAUAAUUCGGGAAUAG
Messenger RNA from Dentiscutata heterogama, 495 nucleotides. Lineage: Eukaryota; Fungi; Glomeromycota; Glomeromycetes; Diversisporales; Gigasporaceae. The record is from the annotation of a GenBank genome assembly.